Molecule: messenger RNA, 947 nt
Organism: Magnolia sinica
Lineage: Eukaryota; Viridiplantae; Streptophyta; Magnoliopsida; Magnoliales; Magnoliaceae
Exons: 4
Coding region: 107-595 (162 amino acids)
Biological process (GO): translation
Cellular component (GO): mitochondrial large ribosomal subunit
Molecular function (GO): structural constituent of ribosome
Source: RefSeq, a predicted model, not a curated record
AGUAGUGAAAAUACCAGUGUAAUAGGCGUCGACCGCCGAUUGCUUUUGAAAUAGUAGAGUAGAGCAGAGCAGAGGAAAUCGAAAGCGGUAGAGCUUCCCAAAAGAAAUGUGGGGGAAGGCAAUGAUGUUAAGAAACGCAGCGGGGAGUUUGGGGUUUAGGUUAAACCAAAACAGUAGGUGGAGCCAUACGGCAGCUCUCCAGGCACCCUUGGAGAGGGUGAUGGACCUAAAGAAUGAAACUGAAUCCGUUGGAAAGUCGGGAAAUAAGCAAUCAAUGGAAGCUCCCCAUUUCGGUUUUGGUGGUUCCAUGGAGCUUAUGGCCGUUCCAAAGAAAAAGGUUUCUCCUUAUAAGAGAGGCUUAAGAAAUGGUCCGAAGGCUUUGAAACCUGUUCCGGUGAUCAUGCGCUGCCGGUGCUUUGAAGUGGUGUUGGGGUUAACGAUGAACACCUGGAGAGCUUGGUUUGAAAGCGCAGAAGGGAGGAUUAUGUGGAAGAUGGUCCCUUUUGCUGUUUUCUGGAGUAUUUGGAAAGAAAGAAAUAGAAGGAUCUUCGAAACUAAGGUGACAACGAUGGAGGGCAUCAUCUUCACUAAUUGAAUGGGCUUUGGUGAGUAUUGGAUUCAUGAGUGUGCUGUGUAUCAAUAGAGGAAAUUCUCAGGAAUAGAGAGUUAAUGCCAGAAGAUAGGGGGAUCAUUGAUAUGUAAUUGGGUGUUGUGGUAGCUAGUGUCUUGAACGGCCAUGGGCCCUGUUUGGUCAUUGUUGUUUUUGUGGUUCUGUCGACUGUGAGUCUCCUUGUAUUUCUCGUGUGGUGGGUCAUUUUUCUUUUUCGAGUCACAAUAGGGUCACUCGUUGCUUGGCCCCAUUUGUACUGUUUUCUUUGUCAUAAAUAAAGUUGGUUACCCAUUAAAAGAAGAAAAAGAAAUAAGAAUUGUGGCCAAUUUUCUCAACA